This is a messenger RNA of Gastrolobium bilobum, 480 nucleotides long. Its product is annotated as probable calcium-binding protein CML15. The transcript has a single exon. Gene Ontology annotation, molecular function: enzyme regulator activity; calcium ion binding. Lineage: Eukaryota; Viridiplantae; Streptophyta; Magnoliopsida; Fabales; Fabaceae. The record is from RefSeq and is a predicted model, not a curated record. Bases 1 to 480 code for a protein of 159 amino acids.
AUGUCAAAGCUUCAAGUUCAACAACUGAAUCAAUUAAGGGAGAUCUUUGCUCGAUUUGACAUGGACUCAGAUGGUAGCCUAACCAUGUUAGAGCUAGCAGCACUUCUUCGGUCACUGGGACUAAAACCCUCAGGUGACCAAAUCCAAGUGCUAUUAGCCAACAUGGACUCAAAUGGCAAUGGCACUGUGGAGUUUGAUGAAUUGGUUAAGACCAUAUUGCCUGAAAUGAAUUCUCAGGUAUUGGUGAAUCAAGAACAGCUCCUAGGUGUCUUCAAGUGCUUUGAUCGUGAUGGUAAUGGUUAUAUAUCAGCAGCAGAGUUGGCUGGUGCAAUGGCUAAAAUGGGUCAACCCCUCACAUAUAAAGAGCUCACUGAGAUGAUCAAAGAGGCUGAUACAGAUGGUGAUGGUGUUAUUAGUUUCAAUGAGUUUGCCACCAUAAUGGCUCGCUCUGCCACUGAUUUCUUAGGCCUUGAUUUAUGA